This is a messenger RNA of Ectocarpus sp. CCAP 1310/34, 7176 nucleotides long. NCBI's taxonomy places the organism in Eukaryota, Phaeophyceae, Ectocarpales, Ectocarpaceae. The record is from the annotation of a GenBank genome assembly.
AUGCAUCCUUACAGACGAGAGGUGGAAAUCGCGCAGAACGGGGCCGACCGCGAGCGCGCCGCCCGCGCCGUCGCCGAGGCUGCCUUGUCUAAAGCCCGCGAGUCGCUGAAAGAAACUCACGACAUGCUGAUGGAGAGCCUUGAUAACGGCCCCAAGGCCGCCCUCGCCGCCCUACUGGAGGAGAAGAGAGCUGUCGAGGCCAAGGCGGCGGAGGCAGUGGCGUCUGCGGAAGCAGCAACGGCGGAAGCUGGAAGGAUGCGCGCACUGAGGCAGGGAAGAGGGCAAAACUCGUCGCUGCCGGAGAGAAAGCGAGACCAGGCGCAGAAGGGUCUCGUGGGAAAGCGAAGCGGCGGGCAAGAACAAACGCGGGAGUUCAGCGCGGCGUUGGUCAAGGCGAGAGGCGAUGCGCUGACCUCUAGGGCAAGUGCUUUCGCCCUUCAGCAGCGGCUGGACCAGGCGGAUGUUUCCGGGCUUCAGGCCAGUCUCGCAUCCGUAGCCAUCGAAAAAGCGACGGCCCAGACUCGCGUAGCUGAGCUCCAGGCCAAGCUCGCGCGCGUGACCAGCGAACAUCGCCGGCGUGCCGAGGCAUCUCGCCAGGCUGAUGCCAUCGCCGCUGACCGCUUGUCCUCCGCGGAGUUUCGAGCGUCGGCAGCGGAGGCGAGGUUGGAAUCAGUGCUGCGGCACUUGACGCGGAGCGAACGCCGGCUGCGAGAGGCCGAGCGGGCAGCGGUUGCGGGAGCCAAGCCUGUAAAGGAGGCCGAAAGCAAUUUGGAGGUGGAGGGAGUGAAGUUGAGAGACGCCAGGCAACACGAGAGCGCAACGGGAGGUUACAGGCGCAGAGAUCCGCAUGUUAAUGUAGUUUCGGCGGGACCGCGUAGUAGAACGGGGCGUCGCCGCCUGAGCAGGUGCUCAGAAGAGCGCUUCUACAGCCAAGCUUUUGACGGUACAGGAGUGACCGCGCCUGAUGGGGUACGGCACUCCGCGGGUUGGGUGCGACGUGUCGGGGAAGUGCCCUCGAGCACCGACGCUCGUCUGCGAACGGCAAGACGCCGUGCCAGCAUUGUCGGUGAAAAACAAAGGCAACGGAACGACAAAGAAAUAGGGGCCUUGCAGGAAAAGAUAAGCACUUCCAACAACGCCCCAUCGGAAGUGCUCGGAGUAGCGAGUUCAGACGAUGAAAACGCCACCACGAGCAGCCUUCGCGAGGUCAAGGCUGCUAGACUGCGAGUAGCGGAUGCCGAGCGAGAAGCCGCCGCGUUCAGAGCCGACGCAGACAGAGCAAAAGUCGAGGCCGCACGAGCGGCGGCUGAGGCUGAGAUUGGUAAGGAACGAGCGGAGAUGGAGUGCGAGCGGUUGGGGCGCGAGUUGAGAGCCACGGAAGAACAGCUCAAUAAACACCUACCUUUCUUCCAAAACACGCGCCGUUUAACGUCCCAGCUACGUGCAUUGCAAUGUGCCCUAAGUUCGGCUCAGAACGGGCAAAUGGAUGAUUUCCCGGCGAAUGGAAGGUCUGGCAUCAACGCGCGGGUGUCGGCAACCGGAGGCAGCAAUGAGGCGGACAUGAAGGCACGCGUCGUCAACAAACGAGACACGAAGCCAUUUUCGCCGCAUCACCAAGAGCAGCAGCAGGAAGCAGUUGGACAAUGCCUUUCGGGCUAUGCAACAGAGAAAGGCGCCACCACUCACCAAUAUGUUCAGGUCACGAGAGGUCCCAGCAGUGGCAAUCAAGCUGACACCACCAUUGCAGUCAAGAACAAAAAUAGCACUCAACCAGACGGGCAAGGCGUGUUCAACGAUGACCCGGCUGGGUUUUGUCCGGAGGAGGACGGCAAGUGCGUAUUAGCCAGGACCGACGAGCAAGGACGGACAUGGAUCGCCGAUGCGGAAGAGCUCUUGCAACAGCCACAGCUUCACCAUGCGGCAAACGUGCGGCUCGCGGAAGUUCUACCUCCGAGAACGCGAGCGAAGGUCCGUGCACCUAACCGAGAUCCUGGAGAAGUGGUGGCGGCCGCGGCAACGGCAACCGGGUGCCGGCGAGCGGCCGAGGAUAGAGUGAGAGAGCUCGAGGAGGUUCUCUCGGUGUCAGAAAAGCAGCAUUCCUUGUUCCGGGCCAGGGCGGAGUCUAGGCUUGAGGUCUUGAAGCUUGCCUUUGCCCAAGAGCAAGAAGAAGGAGGAGCGCAAAUCGCCUUAGCAACCCUACUGGAGGAGAAGCUGCGAGCAGAGAGUCGUGCGAAUGAACUGGAGCGCCACCUCAACGACAUGAUUGCCCAAGCUGCUCAGUCCGAAUUCGACCAUCUCACCAUGGGCAUCGAGGAACCACCUCGCAUUGCCAACCCUGGCAGAAGUCAUCUCCAGGACGAAAAAAUGUCGGAAACCGCGGCAGAGCUGGGCUCAGACGCAGUCGAUACCACUAGUGAAUCUUGCCUCUCUGCUCCCCUUGUCCGGCUCAAAGCGGAUCACCGACCAGUACACUCGGCUGCAAAGGGCAGAGCUACCGCGAGCAUCGUGCCGGGCCUCGCCGCCUCCUCAGCGGCGACUGGCGCGGAAGAUAUCAUCAGAAUGGAGCUCGGCAUUACAACAUCACCAUCACCAGUACUCCGCCUCACCGAAGCAGGAGAACGGAUGACCUCGUUCGAGCACGCGCUUCAAGAAGCCAGAGAACUAUCCCCGGUUGCCAUGGAGGAGUCCGAGCUUCUGGGGAGACAGCUGGACGGCGCGCGGGCAGCGGAGAGGGUCGAGGCGGAAGGUGGACGCCUGGCCCAGACCAAGAUAGCUGAUCUGGAAAGGCAGCUCGAAGGCGCGGCAAAGGAGCAGAAGCGCAUGCGCCUGCGGUCUGAGUCGAGGCUCCAGUCGUUGAGGGCGGCCUUCGAACAAGAGGAGGCGGAGGCUGGCGGGAAGGCCGCGUUGGAAUGCUUGCUGGGUGAAAAAGCCGAGCUAUUGGCACGAACGGCUCAUCUCGAGAACCGGCUACACGAAGCCGAAGCGUCAGCGGCAAAGGCAGCCGCCGCGGCUUCCGCUGUGUCAGAGGAGGGAAGGACUUACGUCACCUGGCCGGCCGGAGGUGUACAUGUCGAUGACGGUGGCAGGACAAACCGCUGCCGCUCUGCAGAAGUGGCAGCAACCCCAGCAGCGGGAGGAGAAGCGGGGCUACAGCAGCAGCCGAAUGCGCUGCUGCUACGAACCGCGGGCAUUACUGCGAGACAAUCGAGGGACGAGGUCGAUCGCCUCCGCCACGAGCUCAAGUCCGCUCGAGCCGAGCACGCGGAGGUGGUAGCAUCGGCGGCGGAGGAAAGGGCCCGAUCGGCGAGGAAAAUGUCCACACUGCAGGACGCCGUCGAGGAGACAAAGCUGAAGUUCCAGAGCCACAAGGAUAUGGCCGAGGCUAGGUUGGAAAUCCUCAGGGUGGCGUUUGAUCAAGAGGAGAGGGAGAACAAUGCACAGGCAGUAAUAGCAGUCCUCCUGGAAGAGAAGGUACAGGCGGAGCAGCGGGUCGCCGACGCGUGUCGCGCCGCAAGCGAAAGUCGCUCGGAGACGGCACGGUUCCGAAAACAAGCGGACGAGAUUCUCCACGCCAGGGAACAAGAGACUAGCACCCUUGAUGGCAAUCAUUCGGUCGCCUGGAUGAUUGAUGGAACCAAUUCCAAGGUUUUCCCCGCUGUCGAGACCAGGUCGUGGAAGAUGCAUGCCGCGCUAGAGAGCUGCGAGAAUCAAUCGAGUGGCGAGCAGAACAAAGCCGGCCAAAAUGAAAACUCCUGUGGGAGCCGGGUUGGGACCGGGGACUCCAUGCAAGAGGCAGUCCAGGAGUUCAACAAGGCCGACGGAGAGGUUGAGGCUGCCGAGAACAACCGAGUCCGAGGCCAAUCGGAGCCUGCUAUGACCAGGGCCAGCGAGCACGCCACCGCCGUCGAAGCAGAGUCUCAGAUAACUUCCCACCAGUUGACGAGGAUUGCCGCAGCAGAACGGCCGGCGUCGAGCGAGGCGGCCCUUGGACCUACCGAGAAGGCACUGCGAGCCGCUAGGACAGACGUAGAGAGUCUUCGAUGGGAGGUAGAGCGAGCGCGGGUAAUGGACACAACAACCCGGGCGGAGGCUGAGGGGAAAAACAAUGAGUCGAUGCGCAAGACUGCCCGGCUCGAGGGGAGCCUUCGGAAAGCCGUUGCGGAACACGACCGUUCCCGGGAACGGGCGCAGGUGGAGGUUGGGCAGCUGCGGGCGACGCUCGAGCGCAGAGAACGCGAAGAACGCGCGGAGAGGGCAGCGAACGGAAUCUCUUCCGCGGUGGAGAGAGCAGAGGCAACUGUAGAGGCGGCGGGCGAACGAGGUCGAAGCUUGGAAAACUCGAGAGACAAGCUUCGCGUCGCCGAGGAGGCUGUCGCUGAAGCCACGGAAGAGGUUGCGUUUCUCAGGGAGGAGUUGGCCCGUUCGGCUGAAACGGCGGCAAGGUCGAAAGAAGGGCAGGAGACAGCGGAAACGAGGGUUGCCGAGCUGGAAGGGACGUUGGAGGGGGUGGCAGAGGAGCGCGUUCUCUUCCUCAAGGGGGUAGAAGAAAGACUCGAGACGCUUAGGGCGGCGUUUGAGGAAGAAAGCCAGGAGAACGGGGCACAGGCCAGGGCUCGGGACGUCACCAAUGCGUCCAAAGAUCACCGUCAAAACACCUCUCCAAACGACCCGAAGCGUCUCUACCACAACUUCCUCUUUUGCCCGUUUUUUCCUUUGCGGCCAAUCCCCGCCAUCCUUCUCGCGUCUUACAAGACCGCGCUAACGGCCCUGCUUAUGGAGAAGGAAGAAAUCGAGCAGCGUUCCGCAGAAGACCUCAACACGGCAGAAACUAUCCGCUCCGGACUGGAACACAAGCUUGAAGCCGCGACCGAUGCACUGGAAGCGGCAGAGGCUAGGCUGAUUUCACUUGAGGCCGAGGUCGAUGCCGCGAAGAAGGCCCAAGUUUCCGAACAACAGCCAAAGGCGGGCAAGGCGGCUACUGCCGCGGGUAGCCAUGCUGGUGGCGAUAGCGGCUGCGGCUAUGGCGAACCCAGCAGCUCUGCCGCGGAGGAAGAGGAUGGGCAAGGUAAGGCAGCAGACUGCUCGGUUGCCGAUACGCCAGGGUCAGGCCUUGUACCGCAAGACGGCGUCCGGGGUCAAGAGCGAAGGCCGCAAAAGUCGGAAACACUUGCAGCACCAGCGGAGAUCGGGGAGGGGUGUGCGGAGCUCGGCCGCCCGCAGGAAGCCGGGACUACGGCUAUCGCCGCUGCGACGCAAGAGAUAGAAUCGUCAGACGACAGGGUAUCUGUGCUAGAAAGAGAAGCCUCCAAGGAGGGGGAACGAAGUCAAGCGCUGCCGGAGAGUCGGCUAGAUGAGGCCCAGUGCCAGGCUGCCGAACGAUUUGCGGCCCAAGAAGCAACGCUCCACGGAGCAAAACAAUCGUUGGACCAGGCCAGAGAGGAGGUCGACACUCUGCGCCGCCAGCUUGCCCAAGCACUCGCCCGAGAGAGGGUGACUGCCGAGGCCGUCGAGGACGAAAGACGGGUGGCUAGACAGAAGAUAGCUGAGCUGGAGGACGCCAUCGCUGAGUCGAAACGAGAAGGUGAUCUGCUCCGGGAGCGUACGGAGGGCCGGUUGGAGAAGCUGAGGCUAGCCGCGGAAGAGGAGGAGGAGGAAAACGAUUCUCAGGCGGCAUUUGCAGAGCUGCUGCAUCAGAAGUCCAUCUCCGACGGCUUCGCCGCCGAGCUGACCCGGGCCGCCGUCGACGCACGCGCGGACUUCGAGCAGAAGCUGAACAGCGCAAACGAAGCGCUGCGGCUGGCGGAAGCCAGGGAAGCCGGCCUGAAGGUCGACCUCGAGGAGGCCGAGGCUAGAGCUGCCGCUUCCGCGGUGGCGGGACAACUGCCGGGAGCGCCAGAAGCAGGAAAUGUCGCUCUCGUACGCCAUGGCACGGAAGGACGGCCCCUUGCGACCGAAACGGUCUCGGUGGCGGCAGGAGCAGAGGAGACAGAAGCGUCGUUACCGCGGAGCUCCGAAGACAAGCUUUCCUUCCAAGAAACAGGGCGUGCCACGCCCCACUCGGAGGAAGCCAUCACCAGUGCAACCACCGAGUACUCUUCCCACCGACAAGAGAGGGAGGCGACAGCGCAAGACGACGACUUGAACAGGCGCUUGGAAAGGGGAGUUGGGCGGGCCCGGGCGAGCGAGGUGACGGCGAGAGACGAGACAGCCGCAUCGAGGAGGAGGGUGUCGGAGCUGGAAGCGGCGAUGGAGGCGUCCCAGCGGGCGCACGACUCGUUCCGGGAGCGCACGGAGCUGAGGCUGCAGAGCCUGAGGCUGGCGGUUGAAGACGAAGAGCUAGAGGGGGGAGGACAGGCCGCUCUCGAGUGCUUGCUACACGAGAAGACCGAGGACCAGGCAAAGAUAAUCAGCCUAGAGGCUCGGUUACUCGAAGCUCGCGACGCAGUAGACACCACGGAGGCUGAACUCCAAGCGGUAACAUCGGAGCUGAAGCGAGUGGAGUGCUUGAACCCCGAGCUGUUAGAAACGGCUUCCCCAACACCGCCAGCGGUGGCCUUGUGGGACCGACAACGGCUGAAGGUUAGGUUGGAAGGGCUUCGGGUUGGCGUAGGAGAGGAAGACGAAGAGAACGGGGUACAGGCAGCAGAACCAAAGGCAGGAGCCACAACCGCAGAAUCGGCAGCGACAACGGCAGCGGCAACGGCGGUAAGAAGAGCCGCAAACGCGGAGGCCGCCCUGGCCACGGCCCUUGAAGAGGCGGAAGAGUUAGAGGCAAGGUGCGCCUUGGCGCAAGCAAGGGAGUCGGAGGCCAAACGCGAGGCCAACGAGCGGGUUAACGAGCUGGCCAGAGAGCUCGAAGAAGCCAACGACCACGGCCCUCAGGUGACCGUGGUAGGGUACGGGUGGCGGGAUAUUCGGGGUCAAGAAUGCUACGAAAGCCUGGCACCAGCGGGGUCACGCACGUCUCGGCCUGAAAACUACAAGAUACCCAUUGUUGGCGAAUUGGUGCCUCCGCAGCUCCCGAGGGUGACGUUCACGGCCAGGAUGACGGUGAUUUCGAUCGAGUAUUGCUCUCCGGUGACAGCGAACACGGUGAAAACGAGGAGGAGGGUGCUUACACAGGUGGCGGAGGAGGGUCUGUUCUCGGACUUCUCGCCCAAAGAGAUGCGCUUCUAA